AUGAUCUUUUCAUUUACCAAUUAUUUGGAGGAUGAUAAGGAUAUAUUUGCAUAUUACGGAGGGGGAGAUACUUUCACAAAUCAUACAAAUUCUUUCACAAAUCAUAUGGAAAAUACUUUUACAAAUUAUACGGAAAAUACUUUCACAACUAAUAUGGAAAAUUCUUUCACAUAUAAUAUAGAGGAUUCUUUCACGCAUAAUAUGGAGGAUUCUUUCACGUAUAAUACGGAGAAUUCUUUCACACAUAAUAUGGAAAAUUCAUUUAUGACUUAUACACUCGAAAGGGAUACGUUCUCAAAUCAUAUGAACAAUAUGUUGAUGAACGAUAUAAUGCAAAUAAAUACCUUAGCCAACAUUGGAGUGGAUAAAGGCAUUGAAGUAGAUAAUGGCAUUGGAGCAGAUAAAGUCAUUGAAGUAGAUAACAGCAUUGUAGCAGAUAACGGCAUUGGAGCAGAUAACGGCAUUGGAGCGAAUAACAGCAUUGAAGUAAAUAGUGGCAUUGGAGUAAAUAAUGGCAUUGGAGUAAAUAACAGUAUUGGAGCGGGACUCCAUGUGAAAGAUUGCUCUUUUUAUGCAUCAUUACGCACAAAACCUGCUUUAAUCGAAAAUAAUACUACAAAAGACAAUAAAAAUGGCGAUUCUAAUACAGCAAAUAAUGAGGUUGAUAUGGAUAAGGAAUUUAGAAAAGAUAAAAUUUUAUAUCAACUUUGCAUUAUUAAUAUCGAUUAUGUUAGUGAACUGGACAAUCAGGAAGUAGACUUUGAUGGUUCAUCUUUCAAUAAUUUUUUGCAAGAAAUCAAAGAUGAUUAUAAGACCUGUAGCAUACAACUACGAAUGGCAUUUGAUAAAUAUAACCUGGAUCCCUUUGCACGCAUCAAAAGUGGAGCAAUGAUUCGAGUUCAACCUGAAUCUGUGAAACGAAGAAGAACAAACAUUAAACGUGCAGAUAAAGAGAAUGAUCACCAAGAAAUUCCCAAAUAUAAAGUGCGAAAAAUAAAUAAAACUAAACAUAGUUUGUGCAAAAAUGUUUCCAAUAAUACUUUGAAUUAA
Molecule: messenger RNA, 1050 nt
Organism: Dentiscutata erythropus
Lineage: Eukaryota; Fungi; Glomeromycota; Glomeromycetes; Diversisporales; Gigasporaceae
Source: the annotation of a GenBank genome assembly